Messenger RNA from Penicillium lagena, 831 nucleotides. Its product is annotated as S-adenosylmethionine-dependent methyltransferase. Gene Ontology annotation, biological process: methylation. Gene Ontology annotation, molecular function: protein methyltransferase activity; nucleic acid binding; S-adenosylmethionine-dependent methyltransferase activity. Gene Ontology annotation, cellular component: eRF1 methyltransferase complex. The transcript has a single exon. The coding region runs from base 1 to 831 and encodes 276 amino acids. The record is from RefSeq and is a predicted model, not a curated record. Lineage: Eukaryota; Fungi; Ascomycota; Eurotiomycetes; Eurotiales; Aspergillaceae.
AUGCUGCCCACCCCCGACACAUCACAUGUCUCAUUCGACACCAUUUACGAGCCAUCGGAAGACUCCUAUCUCUUCCUAGACACACUCUCAUCCGCCUCGGAAUCAAAAUGGCUCCAUGAACGAUUCCAGUAUGUCCCAUCAUCCACUGCCACCAAAACCGCGCCUCUAGUCGUCGAGGUGGGCACGGGCUCCGGCGUCGUGCUAGGCUUCGUCGCCGCACACGCGCAGGAGAUUUUCGGCCGGCGCGACAUACUCACUCUGGGGACAGACGUCAACCGGAACGCAUGCCUCGCCACGCGCGAAACGGUAGUGACCGCCGUGCAAGAGGCGCAGCGCCAGCAAUCAUCCACGGGGCAAUCCGAAUCCGAAUCCGGCACUUCCAAAUCACGGACUACGCACAUUUCAUCGUUGACGGCUGACUUGUGCAGCCCGCUCCGGCCGAGCUGUGUCGAUGUCCUGCUCUUCAACCCGCCCUAUGUCCCAACAGACGAUCUGCCGCGCUUGCCCUCUGCAGAGGAGAACCAGCCUGCAGCGACGGAGUCCACGUCCCGCUCCGCGAAGUUCGAGAGUGAUUCGUUUUUCCUCUCACUGACUUACGCGGGUGGUGUUGAUGGCAUGGAAACUACGAAUCGCUUGCUGGAUGCUAUUCCUGGGGUGCUGGAGCCAAGCCGCGGCGUUGCUUAUGUAUUGCUCUGCAAGCAGAACCGGCCAGAGGAGGUCAUGGAUCGCAUUCACGGCUGGGGAGAUGGGUGGCGGGCGGAAAUCGCGGGAUCGAGUGGGAUGCAGGCUGGGUGGGAGAAGUUGGUUAUCGUUCGGAUCUGGAGAGAGUAA